Messenger RNA from Eremomyces bilateralis CBS 781.70, 3735 nucleotides. RefSeq names its product myosin IC heavy chain. The record is from RefSeq and is a predicted model, not a curated record. Lineage: Eukaryota; Fungi; Ascomycota; Dothideomycetes; Eremomycetales; Eremomycetaceae. The coding region runs from base 1 to 3735 and encodes 1244 amino acids. Gene Ontology annotation, cellular component: cell tip; microvillus; cytoplasm. Gene Ontology annotation, biological process: endocytosis; vesicle transport along actin filament; actin filament organization. The transcript is spliced from 4 exons. Gene Ontology annotation, molecular function: ATP binding; microfilament motor activity; actin filament binding.
AUGGUAGGAUCCCGAGCUGUGACGAAGCGGGCAGGCCGCAAGAAAGAUGCCGCCAAUGCGAAGCAAUCUGCGGGCGCGGGCCGCGGUGGCUCCAAAGGCAUCCAGAAAGCCGCGUUCGAAAUCGCGAAGAAGAAGGAGGUCGGCGUCUCCGACUUGACGCUGAUCAGCAAGAUCUCCAACGAAGCCAUCAACGACAACCUGAAGAAGCGGUUCGAGAAUGCGGAGAUCUAUACGUAUAUCGGCCAUGUGCUGGUGUCGGUGAACCCGUUCCGCGACUUGGGCAUUUACACAGACCAGGUAUUGGAUAGCUACAAGGGGAAGAACCGGCUGGAGAUGCCGCCGCAUGUGUAUGCCAUCGCGGAAGCGUCGUAUUACAACAUGAACGCGUACAAAGAGAACCAAUGCAUCAUUAUCUCGGGGGAGUCAGGUGCAGGGAAGACGGAGGCGGCGAAGCGGAUCAUCCAGUACAUCGCGAACGUUUCCGGCGGUAGCAACGGCUCCAUUCAGGAGAUCAAGGACAUGGUCCUCGCGACGAAUCCAUUACUAGAGUCCUUCGGCAACGCCAAGACACUGCGGAACAACAACUCGUCGCGGUUCGGGAAGUAUCUGGAAAUCCAGUUCAACGCGCAGGGGGAGCCGGUGGGCGCGAACAUCAACAACUACCUCCUCGAAAAAUCCCGCGUGGUGGGUCAAAUCGCGAACGAGCGGAACUUCCACAUCUUCUACCAGUUCACCAAAUCGGCGUCGAACAACUACCGCGAGAUCUUUGGGGUGCAGCAACCCCAGUCAUACGAUUACACGAGCCGAUCAAAGUGUUACGAUGUCGACGGAAUUGAUGACCAUGCCGAAUUCAAGGACACGUUAAAUGCGAUGAAGGUUAUUGGCAUGUCGCAAGAAGAGCAGGACAAUGUUUUCCGGAUGUUGACUUGCAUCCUGUGGAUCGGUAACAUCACGUUCGGCGAAGAUGAGCAGGGCGAUGCGAAGAUCAAAGACCGAUCAGUGAUUGACUUCGUCGCAUACCUAUUGGAAGUCGAUGCGGCACACGUCGACAAAGCAUUGACCGAGAGAGUGAUAGAAACCAAUCGCGGUGGGCGACGAGGGUCCGUCUACGAUGUCCCACUCAACAUCCCCCAAGCGCAUUCUGUGCGCGACGCCCUUGCCAAAGCGAUCUACACCAACAUGUUCGACUGGAUCGUCCAGCGCGUCAACGCGUCGCUGAAAGCCCGCGGCGCCAUCGCCUAUUCGAUCGGCAUCCUCGACAUCUACGGAUUCGAGAUCUUCGAGAAAAACAGCUUCGAGCAACUGUGCAUCAACUACGUGAACGAGAAACUGCAGCAGAUCUUCAUCCAGCUGACGCUCAAGACCGAGCAAGAGGAGUACGAGCGGGAGCAGAUUAAGUGGACGCCGAUCAAAUAUUUCGACAAUAAGGUUGUCUGUGACUUGAUCGAGGAAAAACGGCCUCCGGGUGUCUUCGCUGCGCUAAACGAUGCAUGCGCUACUGCUCAUGCGGAUCCAGGCGCGGCAGACCAGACAUUCGUCCAGAGGAUGAACAUGCUGUCUUCGAAUCAACAUUUCCAGCCCCGACAAGGCCACUUUAUCAUCAAGCACUACGCUGGCGAUGUCUCCUAUGCCGUCGAGGGUAUGACCGACAAGAACAAGGACCAGCUCCUUAAGGAUCUUCUCAACCUCGUAGCUCAAAGCGGGAAUAAUUUCUUGCACACUCUAUUCCCGCACGAAGUCGAUCAAGAUAACAGGCGUCGACCCCCGACAGCCGGUGAUAAGAUCAAGGCGUCGGCGAAUGAUCUGGUUGCAACGCUCAUGAAAUGCUCUCCUUCUUAUAUUCGAACGAUCAAACCCAACGAGAACAAGUCUGCGUCCGAGUACAAUUCCGGUAAUGUUCUUCACCAGAUCAAAUACCUCGGUCUCCAAGAGAACGUGCGGAUUCGACGCUCCGGUUUCGCCUAUCGACAAACGUUCGAGAAAUUCGUCGAGCGGUUCUACUUGCUGUCACCGAAGACUUCGUACGCUGGCGAAUAUACCUGGACGGAAGAUUACCCAUCUGGGGCGCGUCAGAUUUUGAAGGAUACGAACAUUCCAAACGAAGAGUACCAAAUGGGCGUCACGAAGGCUUUCAUCAAGACUCCGGAGACGCUGUUCGCGCUUGAAACGAUGCGAGAUCGAUACUGGCAUAACAUGGCCAUCCGGAUCCAGCGAGCGUGGAGGAACUACCUGCGGUACCGUACCGAGUGUGCCAUUCGAAUCCAGCGGUUCUGGAGAAGAAUCAAUGGAGGGAAGGAGUACAUCCAGGUACGAGACUACGGGCACCAGGUGCUUGCUGGACGGAAAGAACGACGUCGUUUCAGUCUAUUGGGCUACCGCCGGUUCAUGGGAGAUUACCUUGGUCUUGCUAAUAAGGGUGGGCCCGGAGAAAUGAUUCGCGGCGCCAUUGGGGUCAGCCCAGGCGAGCCGGUGCUGUUCUCCUGCCGUGCGGAACUGCUGGUCUCCAAGCUCGGUCGAUCGAGUAAGCCCGAGCCUCGGAUGCUGGUCCUCACCGGAAAGACCAUCUACAUCGUGAAGCAAGUCAUGGCCAACAACCAAGUGCAGAUCUUGGCGGAACGAACUAUCUCGAUUGGGGCCCUUCGAUUUAUCAGCGCGACGAAUCUCAAGGAUGACUGGUUCUCGAUCGGGGCCGGAUCUCCGCAGGAACCAGAUCCUUUGGUCCGAUGCGUUUUCAAGACCGAGUUCUUCACGCACUUGGCCAGGGCGCUCCGGGGGAUGGAUCUAAAGAUAGGGCCACAAAUCGAGUACAACAAAAAGCCGGGGAAGCCUGCCGUGGUCAAGUCGCAGCGGGAUCCAACCGUUCCCAGGGACGAUUUGUACAAAAGUGGCACUAUCCACACCGGCCCUGGCGAGCCGCCUAAUUCGGUAUCGCGGCCGACCCCUCGAGGCAGGCAGAUAGCUGCGAAGCCUAUCACUAAGGGUAAGCUGCUACGACCCGGUGGCCCAGGCGGUGGUCCUUCGAAGCUGGCAUCUCGCGCUGUGCCGCAGGCCAGACCUGUCCCUUCCCAACCCACCCAACCACGGGCGGUUCCCCAACCCGUGGCCGCAGUCAACGGCGCCGCAAGAAGCACGUCAUCCAUGCCGUCUGCGGCUACAGCUGCAGCCAGGGCGCCCCCUCCCCCUCCCCCUCCCGCCGCCGCACCGGCGCCAAGGGAACCCACGUACCGUGCCUUAUACGAUUUCGCCGGACAAACGAGCGGGGAGAUGAGCGUGACGAAGCACGAAAUCGUUGAGGUCACCCAGAAAGAGGGCAACGGUUGGUGGUUAGCUCGCCGCCUCGACCACUCCGCCUCGGGUUGGACCCCCUCGGCGUACCUCGAAGCAUACACUCCCCCCGCAGUGCAGCAAGCCCCGCCUCCGCCUCCACCUCCGGCCGCUCGCGCCGUUCCCGCCCCUCCCGUCGCCAAUGGUAUCGCGGCUCACGGCCCCGCAGCCGGCGCCCGUGCCAAACCCACACCUCCCACCCCUCCGGCGAAGCGGCCUGCGGGCAACAAACCGCUGGUGCCGGUCGCGCCGCGCGACAGUGGGUAUUCGGGCAGCGGGGCCAGCGCGGGGGGCGCGGACACGCCGGCACGUGAUAGCGGGGGGAGUCUUGCGGGCGGGUUGGCGGAGGCAUUGAAGGCGAGGCAAGCGGCGAUGAAUUCGAGGCGUCCGGCAAAUGACGAUGAUUGGUGA